CUCUCACAUUGCUCCUUCAGUGAGAGGCGGACCUGGAUUUUUACGUCACACUCCGCUGCCCGAAAUGGAUCGUCUUCUUUUUUUUUUUCUUAGACACCACCACCUGCGAAAAGAGCAUAUAUUUAAGUUGGCGAAAUGGAUCCAUCACCACCACCACAACAGCAGCAGCAGCAAUCGCCUCAACUUCAAACACAGGCGCAAGCACAAGUGCAAGCACAACUGCCACAGACAGUAGUCAAUGCCGACGUGCAAUUACCACCAGGUUGGCUGACUGCUCGUCAACCUGGCAUGCAAAGGCCUUAUUACUACAACAGCGCAACCGGUGAAACGAGUUGGACGAUCCCACCCAUGCCACCACCUGGAGUCACUGGUGCAGCUACAAAAGAAACAGUAAAACCGAAAUCGAAAAAGAAGACAAAGAAACCGAUUCCAGGAACAGAGUGGCUGCUGGUACAGACGCCCGACGGCCUUGAAUUCUUUUAUCACAAACCGACCAAAAAGUCCGUAUGGGAGUUACCAGAAGAGUUAAAGGAACCCGUGGAGAAGAUGAAGGAAGAGGAACGAGAACAACUUAGACAAGAGCAGGAAAAGAAGGAACAAGAGCAACGAGAACGCGAACAGCGUGAACGAGAAGAAAGAGAGGACGAACAACGACGCAUUCAACAACAAUUAAUAGAACAGCAACAAGGCAAACGUAAAAUGGAGGAAGAAGAAAAUGACUCGGAUAGUACGAAACGGGCCAAGCAUGAAGAAAACGAACAAGAGUCACAGCAGCAGCAGCAGCAGCAGGAUGAAGAUCAGGAGGCAGCCGAAAUGACAGAAGAAGAUUUGAUGUAUCAACUACAGGCCAUGGAACCUGAAGAAUUGGCGGCCAUGGGUCUUGCUCCAGAGGAAGAAGGAGAAGGAGAACAUAAACAACAACCUCCUGCACAACAGCAACAACCAGAGAAGUCCAACGAGCCACCACAGAUGUUGGAAGAAGAACGGAUAGAACUAUUCACGCAAAUGUUAUCGGAAAAAGAUAUAUCGCCAUUCACCACAUGGGAAAGAGAACUACCCAAAAUGAUCAAUGACGAGCGCUAUAGCUUGAUACAACCACUUAGCAAGCGGAAGAACCUGUUUGAUAAUUUCUGUCGCGUGCUUGCUCAAGAGCACAAGGCCAAGAAGCCUGUUACCAAGCCUCCAGAAGAACAAUUCAUGUCGCUACUAAAAGAAGAAGCAACAGCCAAAAUGUAUUGGGACGACUUUCGACGCAAAGUCAAGAACGACAGUCGCUUUAAAGCCAUCCGUGAAAUCAAGACACGCGAAUCCAUGUUUAAAGAUUAUGUCAAAAAGCUCCGGAAGGAAAAAGAUGCGUCUGCGGCUUCCGGAAGUCACAGCAGCAAACGCGACAAACAGAGGGCAUACAUGGAUCUGCUCAAACAAACCAAGGAGAUUCACGCAGGCAUGCGGUGGCGGGAUGCAAAGGUCAUUUUAGAAAAGGAUAGUCGAUACCUUGCGAUCGAGUCAAAGCAUCUUCGCGAGGACCUGUAUCGUGACUAUUUGGAUGAUUUGGAUCGAAAGAGACGAUGAUUUUUUCUUUGCUUCUUUCUUUAUUUCAAGUGAAUGACUUUGUGGGAUUUUUUUUAUUGUGGGCAAUUUUAAGGCUGGUUCAGCAUCAUGUCUGCACUAUAUAAAAAGACGAG
Zychaea mexicana is the source of this 1685-nucleotide messenger RNA. RefSeq lists its product as uncharacterized. The coding region runs from base 136 to 1572 and encodes 478 amino acids. Gene Ontology annotation, cellular component: nucleus. NCBI's taxonomy places the organism in Eukaryota, Fungi, Mucoromycota, Mucoromycetes, Mucorales, Lichtheimiaceae. Gene Ontology annotation, molecular function: RNA polymerase binding; transcription coregulator activity. The transcript is spliced from 6 exons. The record is from RefSeq and is a predicted model, not a curated record.